AUGUCUAGUGACGGUGAAGAAGGUUCUUUUGAAGGAAGUCAAUUGGUUUCUCAAUCACCGAGUAUCAAUUCUCAGACUUAUGCAAUACCAAUACCUGAAGGGAUGUUAGAUCAAUUGGAUAUUAGUAGUAGUAGCAGUAGUGCUGGUGGUAGGGAUGACGAAGAUGAAGAAGAUGAUGAUGCUGAUGUUGAUGUUGGCGUUGGUUCAGAGUGUUUGGUGGGCGUUACAGGUCAAGAUAGAUUAAUAAUUGGAAGUGGAGAUGAUUCCGACAAUGGCGAUGGCGAUGAGGUACAUGAUAAUGCUCACGCCACAAGUGAUGUUUCCUCUACAGCUGAACUCAAUCAUGUUUGUAGUGAAGAGACUGAGGAUAUGGAUAACGUUGAUGAAGGGUUACUUGAUGAUAUAAUGAAUAACACUGGAGGCGGAGGGUUUGUCAAUGGAUUUGAAUUCCAUGAAAGUGAGCCAAUGUUUGAUGUCUCGAAAUAUGUAUUUGAGACUUUGAUACAAGCUAUUAACUCUGCUGAUUUCUCAGAAUCAUUAGCUUUCCAAACAAAGACUUCUGCUGUGAUCAAUGCAAAAAGUUUGGAAUUGAAGCAAUUGAUAAAUAUGUCCAAAGAUAGACUGGUAGAUCUGCAAGAUAAAUUUGAAAAAGGUGUACAAACCUCUAAUAGAAUCAAACGGAAUUUAAAGAUGUCAAGAGAGAAAAUUCAAUUCUUGAAUGACGAAUUCAGAACAAACUAUCCUAUUGAAUUCAAUCAAGCUAGAGAUAAAAUUAUCGAAAGAACCAUUGAUUCUUAA
Molecule: messenger RNA, 798 nt
Organism: Vanderwaltozyma polyspora DSM 70294
Lineage: Eukaryota; Fungi; Ascomycota; Saccharomycetes; Saccharomycetales; Saccharomycetaceae
Gene: KXD1
Product: Kxd1p
Exons: 1
Coding region: 1-798 (265 amino acids)
Biological process (GO): endosome organization; regulation of protein localization
Cellular component (GO): endosome; BLOC-1 complex
Source: RefSeq, a predicted model, not a curated record